Sipha flava (yellow sugarcane aphid) is the source of this 1305-nucleotide messenger RNA. RefSeq lists its product as uncharacterized. The transcript has 8 exons. Lineage: Eukaryota; Metazoa; Arthropoda; Insecta; Hemiptera; Aphididae. The record is from RefSeq and is a predicted model, not a curated record. The coding region runs from base 205 to 1227 and encodes 340 amino acids.
GUAAUUUUUCUUAUUAUUUCAAUUUCUCAUAUUAUUGAAAAACUCUCAAAAUUUAGUAAUCAAAUAACAAAGUGUUACUUAAAAAUAUCAAUUUAUUAUAAUUAUGAUUGAUUUAUUCUGAAAAAUAAUAACACAUUCAAGCCAUUAUACUAUAUUAAUUAAUUAAUUUUUAAAAACUAAUUUCUAGGAAAAUUAACCACUAAAAUGUUUAAUCUUAAUAGCUUGUUUCGAUCACUACCAACUGUUACAUCUAUUAUGCCUGUCCGUUAUCGGGCACGUAAAUGUACUAGAGACCGAAAAGAAAAAAUAAAUAAAAAAAAUAGAGCUGCCAAUUUAGCUAAAGCACGAAAAUAUAUACCUAUUCUUAAAAAAAAGCAAUUAGAUAAAUCAAGUCGUACAAUUGAAACAUUUCCUUGGCGUGCGCCAAGUGAUGACGUAUAUAUUGGACUUUUUUACCAAAUGCGAAAAUAUACAUUUUUGGAUGCCAUAUUAGCUCAUAAAGAGCUUCACCAUCCUUCAAUGAUAAAUGUACCUGAUGCGCCUCUAAAUGUUCGUCUAGAAAUGGAUCUAACUACAGACAAAAAAAACAAAUUUGUUGAUAAAUAUCAUAAAAUUAUUGAAUUACCUUAUCCAUAUGACCAUGGUGAGGAUAGAACAAUAUUAGCAUUUUGUGAAAGUACAAAAAUGAUGGAAGAAGCUAGAAAUGCAGGUGCUAUGUUAGUUGGUGGUAAAGAUGUCAUCAAAAGCAUAGAGAGAGGUCUUACAGUUUUACCUGAUUUUCAAUAUGUACUUGCUCAUCCUGACAUUCUAACAGAAUUACCUGCCAUUCGAGGUUUAUUAAGAAAACGUUAUCCAACUCUUCAAAAUGGUUUGUUAACAUUAGACUUAGUAGGAAUGAUAAAACAUUACAUAAAAGGGAUAAAAUACAAUAUGCAAGUAGAUCCAUAUGACGAAACUUUGGGAAUAGUUGAAAUGAAAAUUGGUCAACUAUCAGAUGAUCCAACACAUCUUGUAGAAAAUUUUGAAACUCUAUUCAAAGAUAUUAUGACAAAAGCUCCAAAAAAAUCUAAGCCAUCUCCAUUUAUUAUACGGUGUUUAACCCAAACUCCAUCAUCAAAAGAAAAAUUAAAUAUUGAUUUGUCUCCAUUUGUGAAAAAAGAAGAAGAAGAAGAAUCAGAUUCAGAUUCAGAUGAUGAAGAUGAGUCAAAUAAGAAAAUACGUAUCUAACAUUAUGGUAAACAAAUUAAUCUAUUGUGAUUUGUUUAUUGUCGUUAAUUAUUAAAAUAUAUUUAUUAGUGUAGAUAA